Messenger RNA from Populus euphratica (Euphrates poplar), 1222 nucleotides. RefSeq lists its product as uncharacterized. The transcript has 3 exons. Lineage: Eukaryota; Viridiplantae; Streptophyta; Magnoliopsida; Malpighiales; Salicaceae. Bases 245 to 952 code for a protein of 235 amino acids. The record is from RefSeq and is a predicted model, not a curated record.
CCUCAUUCGAUGCUCGGACAUGUAGGAGGUUAAACGACAGCCAUUUUAGAAACCCUAACCCUCACUGCGAUUCGAUUAAAAAUCCUCGAGCGCGGCAGCCCAUUUAAGAUUUUUGUAUUUUCAAUCAGUUUUCGAUAAUUUGCUAUCGAUUGAUUAAAUAAAGAGAACAGUUUUCCUUUAAUAUCCUUUACAAUAUUGGAGGUUUGGAUUUCAGUCACCAAGCAUAUAUCUGGUGAAUUAAGCAAUGUCUCGGUGCUUUCCUUACCUGCCUCCGGGCUGCCUUACCGAAUCGAUCAAGCUCCAAGGGGAGAGUUUCGAGAAGGGAAAGCAUGAAGGGAGAAAGAGGGGGGAGAAGAAAGAAAGAAGGAAGCAUAGGAAAGGAAACAGUGAGGAAAGAAGUCGUGUUGCUGAUAAGUUCCAUCUAGAGGACAAAAGGUUCCUUCCAAAGGAAAGAGGAGAAGAAGAUGAAAAGAGCGAUCUUACUGAGGAAGAUAAGCAACCUCUGUCCUCUCAGAGCCUUUGCUACCUGUCUGAUGGUGGCAAAACUCAUGGUACCAUCAUUCGGAUUCAGUUGCCAUUGAGAAGGCAUAGAGGGCACGAUGCACCUGUUAAUGGAGCAGGGUUGUGCUCUUCUCUGGGAACAACGGAUUCUGUUCCUCAAAAGAAUAAAAUUGUUGAAACUUCUUUGAGAUCAUAUGAUAAGGAGAUGCGGACAGCAGAAUCACUUUACCAAGAUUUGAUUGCGAAUUUGGAGGAAUCAUUUCAGUUUGAGCUGAACAAUCUUGUUGAUCAGGAAUGGCUUUUUGGGAAAACAAAGCAAGACAGGCAUGGAUACAAAAGAUUGAAAGUGUGCCAUGAUGUCUCGUGCCAUGCUGAUUCUACUACGAGGCUGUGUGCGCAAUACUUACCCGAGGCAGAUGUUUAUGGAUUACCUUAUACAAUUCCAUUUUAAUUUUGAGGAAAAUAUUAAGCAUAGUCAAGAACUUGUAAGAAGUUCGUGGUGCCUAGUGUUUUUUUGUUGAGGUGUCCAUGAAUGAGCCUGAUGGGGCAGUAUUUAGAGUCGAUGCAGGAAUUGCUAAUUUGAGACAAUAGGAGUUGGAAGCUGAGAUAGCCGCUGUCAUUUACUCGUAUUUCAUUUACAUCUGAUACAAUUUUCCUUCUUUUCUUUUUACGUUGUUGUGUUCAUUUUUAUUCAACCAUCUUAUAAAAUUCAUUAUUUUGC